Molecule: messenger RNA, 927 nt
Organism: Penicillium hordei
Lineage: Eukaryota; Fungi; Ascomycota; Eurotiomycetes; Eurotiales; Aspergillaceae
Product: WW domain-containing protein
Exons: 2
Coding region: 1-927 (308 amino acids)
Molecular function (GO): protein binding
Source: RefSeq, a predicted model, not a curated record
AUGUCGUUCGCCCCGCCUUCCGGGCCUCCCCCGCCCUCGGUACCUGAGGGAUGGAAAGCGCAGUAUGAUGAUCGUUACCACGCUUGGUUCUAUGUGGACCUUGCCACGGGCAAAUCGCAAUGGGACCGUCCUGAAGCCCCCCCGCCGCGCGGUGACGGUAAUUACACACCCAAUUCUCUCCCGCCAUCAUAUAGCAAUGCUGGGCCUGGCGACCCAGCAGCACUAGCCAGGGCAGGAGACCAGAAGCAACACAUGGGAUCAAAUAACCCCUAUAACCCUUCAACAAAUACUGGCCCCGGCAACGCCAGCCCUCAUAUGAUCGACGAAGAUGCACGGCUUGCUGCCAAGCUCCAAGCCGAGGAAGAUGCCCGGGCCGGUACACGAGGACCCGGAGCCGGACCAGGAGAUCGUGGCGCGUCAUCAGACUACUACAACAAUGCCUCGCGGCCACAGUCCACCGGCCCAGGGGGAUAUGCGGCGGCCUCGACAUCGCAUAGCCCGAUGCCUGAGCAGGAACAGAAGCGCAGCAAGGGUGGAUUUUUGAGCAAGCUGAUGGGCAAGAGUUCAAGCGGCAGGUCGCCUCGGCCGCAGCAACAGUACGCCUCGUAUGCCCAGCAAGGUCCUCCUCCUGGUGCAUACUACGGCGGUGGUGGCUAUCCUCCGCAGCAUGGCCCCCAGCCUGGAUAUGGAGGAGGAUAUGGAGGAUACCCGCAGCAGGGUGGAUAUUACCAGCAGCAACCGCCUCGCAGACAAGGUGGAGGAGGUAUGGGGACUGCCGGCGCUGCUGCUUUGGGUGUUGGUGGCGGUUUACUUGGCGGUAUGCUGAUUGCUGAUGCUAUUGAUGAUCAUCAUGACAACGACGAUUAUGGUGGCGGUGGUGGUGAUGAUUAUGGUGGUGGUGAUGACUUCGGAGGAGGCGACUUUUAA